AUGGCAUGGGAUGAAGCACACGCCGAGGAGAUAUGCCACCCACGUCAAUCACAAUGGCCUCUGAAAGAUGCACGAUUUCCAUGGCAUCAUCUUGUCUGGGUUGGAUCAGAGUCGGACACCGAGAUUGCCAAGCAACAUACUAAAUAUCACCCUUUACUUGCUCGAGAACCAUUUGCUUGCUCUGCCGGCCCAUGCACGUUCUCGGUCACUCUUGAAAUCUCGGAGCCUCGUGUCCCCUCCUGGUGGGCCAAUCUGCUGCUUGACAGAGAUGCUAUCCUCGAAGGCUUGCGCAUCGCCAAGGAACAAGACCCGGAGCGAUAUGCAGCAGCAACUGAGGAGUGGGCGAUGCAAGCACCCUUGAACUUGAACACGUACCUCAAGAAUUUGCUCGAGGCGGACUCUCAAGAAAACGCCCGAAGCAUUUCGAAGCGUAAUAAGAGAUUCUUUGUGCUUUUUGGCCCUCGAUGCUUCAGGAUAUUCAGAGAACUCGAGUUCAAGGAAACCAUCGAUGUGGCAGAAGACGGAGUGGAUGGGGGAUCUUUCACGCCUCCCAUUCCUCCACGACCAGAUACCGCUUCUGGGGCUACCGAGAUAGGCACAUAUCGCGGGUACAUUGAGGACGUGAGAGCUGAAAUUCAAUGCAUCAUCCAUAGUCGUGGUGAGCCCGCAGACCUGUGUACUCCCAGUCUCCACGCCGACUUGGGCUGUUCCGAAGUGUCAAACCCUAACGAGGUUUUCGUGAAACUUGAACGCUACAUGUUGAUGGGCGUGCUACCUAAUCAAUCGAGGGAGAUUGUCGUCAAUGCUUAUAAGAGACAGUGGGAUCUGCUGACCACCAAGCGACGAGAAUUGAUAGAUGCCUUGAUGGCUAUUGCUAACGAUCUCAAUGAUGAGCAGCUCACCGAGUAUGCCGUGACACAGUCAUCGGUUUUCGAGAGUCAGGUCCCGGUACAAACAAGCACCAAUUCUGAUGAUAGUGAUUUGACAACCCAAGCACUGUUGUUCUUUGGGCUGCAGCCACCAAAUCGCUACAAUGCAGACUCGAUAGUUGCGGCAUUCCGACGAAAAGUGACACAAGACCCUAGCUGUGCUACUACCGCCCGGAACAUGCUGAUGUUAGUUGGAGAAUCGUCCACUGACGAUAGCUAUCGUGCUCAGUUGGUGAUGGAAUAUGCGGAAGGAUUUUCUCUACCCACAGCGAAGGAAAUUCUUGGCUUGAGCGAGGCCAGUGGCUUCGGGUCCGAAACUCUGGACCUCGUCAAGGAGAAGAUCCGAAACGCCAAAGACAGGGAUGCAAAGACCACUUUCUUAGAUGCUAUGGAGAGGAUUGCUCUACAUACUAAUUCUACCGAUCUCAAAGAUGCUGUUGCCGAACUGCGACAACAAAAUGGCAUCGCAGCCUCGAAUGGAAGCACCAGUUUUGGUGGCUCAGCUCAAGCUGCCGACUACGAUCUUCCAGUUGGAUUGGAGAAUAUUGGAAACACCUGUUACCUUAACAGUCUUUUGCAAUAUCUUUUUACAGUCAAGCCCGUCCGAGAUAUCGCCGUCAACUAUAACGACUUCAAGUUGGAGUUGACUGAUGAGCAGAUCAAGAUGCGGUUGCUUGGUGGCAACAAAAUGCAAAUGGACCGUGGCGAGGCUGUCGUUGCUCAAGCUUUUGCCCAAGAGCUUUCUGAACUAUUCAACAAUCUUGAAACUUCGGAUAGGAUGGCAACGCGGCCCUCCCAGAGACUGGCCAAUGCCGUCCUCCUGUCCACUCACACUCUCCUCAACGACACUAAGAGCUCUGGGGAAGCUGCCACUGAAUCCAACCCGCCGCCGCUCCCUGAUAGACCUCCCCCUGGACCACCGGAAAAGGGGUCCAGUGAUGCUGAACUGGUUGCCAGCACCCUCAACGACGGUCGUGAUCAGAUUGACACAGCUAGCACUGUCAGCUCACAGACACUUGUUGAGGAAGAUUCUGAUCGUUCCUACGAGAAAGUUGAGACUUCUUCAGCGACUACGGAAGAUCAAGUGAUAGACACUGUUAUGGAAGUUGAACAAGAUGACGAUGUGGUUGAGAUCAAGGCAGAUGAUGCGACCACUGAGACCGUUGAGCCAACCGAAAAGACAAGCAACACCACUCAGGGUGAGACUCAGACCACUGACGUUAAGAUGACGGACAAUGAAGAGCCCCAGACGGUAGACCAGAAGGUACUGAAUGCUCUGGAGCACCAGAAGAGAUCGUCUGGUACUGACCAGCAGGAUGUUGAGGAAGUAAUGGGCAGCAUUCUCAACCGCCUUCAGGCUGCUAUUCGCCCAUCGUCUGUUGACGAAUCGACAGGGAUACAGCUGGAAAAGAUCAUGGAAACCUUCUUUGUGACCACGAUCAAUUAUACCAAGAAGUUCGAUGAUACCGUCUAUCAGAAAGAAAUCAGUUUUGAUCGAUCUAUCACGGCUUUCCCUGCUCCCCAAGGUACAUGCUCUCUGUACGAUGCGCUGGGUCGCAAUUUUGAUCAGCAGAUCAUUGAAGAAAGCAAGCUUUCACGAUACACUUCCAUCCAGACACUACCCCCUGUCUUGCAUGUUCUCAUUCAGCGCUCGCAAUCUAUGGGUAACAAGAAUGGUAACCCUGUAGAAAUUCCCGAGACGUUGUACCUCGACCGAUACAUGGAUGCUCCCCACGACUCGUCAACUUUCCAAGACAGGGUCAAAGGCUGGGCAAACGCCAGCCGUAUAUCUGACAUUCAAGCCCACAGGGCUGCAGUAGAGGGCACGGCUCCAACUGGGCCUUUGAUCGAGAGCUUUGAGCUCGAAGAACAAGCAAGCGAGAUUGUCACAACUGGGGCAGAAGAAAGCACAAUGAUAGAGAGUGCAGACGGCCUGGAAGAGAACUGGGACUUCGAUGGCACGGUAGAUGACGAUUAUCUUCUCAUCAAUCGACCUAAAAGUAAGGCAACAUCCGUAGUUAACAUCCCUCCCAAGCCACAUAACAUUAUAGAGACCGAGGCCGCGAUCGGAGAGAGAAUGAAGACUGAGCUAGGAGAGAGGGAAGAAGCUCUCGAGAGAUACUACUCUGGACUGAAAAACAACCCAUACAGACUACACGCAGUCAUUUGUCAUCGUGGCCAGCUGAUGUCUGGUCACUAUUGGGUAUGGAUCUAUGACUUCGAACAAGACGUUUGGCGAAAGUACAACGACUCCAGCGUUGAGGUUAAGCGCAGCACGGCCGAAGUUUUGGCGAUACUGAGCACCAGUGGUGAACCCUACUUUCUUUGCUACGUCCGUGACGAAGACAAAGAGAAGUUUGUUGAUGUGCCUCGACGCCGAAGACCGUCACCAUCUUCUGAUUCUCCAAUGCAAGGAAUUGACGCCGACGGGGACAUUGAAGUUGCCAACAAUGAGCCGGCCGCAACCACGACGCCUUUUCAGGGACAAAAGGGUGACUAG
Fusarium sp. VM40 is the source of this 3429-nucleotide messenger RNA. The record is from the annotation of a GenBank genome assembly. Lineage: Eukaryota; Fungi; Ascomycota; Sordariomycetes; Hypocreales; Nectriaceae.